AUGCUAUGCAAAUCUUUCCCCCAGGUCAUAUUCAAAGUGAAAUGUGCAGCUGAAUUCAACAAGUACAAGGUCUUGUUGUAUCUGGGCUCCAUAUUUACCAGCCUCCUCUUCUUAGUUGUGAACUUAACUUGUGCAAUGUUAAUCCACGGUGAGGUCCCAGAGAACCAGCUGAGGUGGACAGUCCUUGCCCGUGCCCUAGUCAACGACAGCCUCUUCAUCCUCUGUGCCAUCUCGCUGGCUUGCUGUGUGUGCAAACUGGGAAAGAUGUCUUCAGCAAAUGUCUACCUCGAGUCUAAGGGAACAUCUGUCUGCCAGGCUAUUCUUGUGGGAUCUGUAGUCGCUCUUCUGUACUCCUCAAGGGCUUGCUAUAACCUGGUAGCUGUGGCCAUAUCUCCAGACAGUGUUCCUGGUCCUUUUAACUAUGGCUGGGACAACCUUUCAGACAAGGCACACGUGGAAACGAGCAGUGAAGAGUACGUGGUGUUUGGAGUGGUCCUCUUCCUCUGGGAGCUGGUGCCAACGACUUUUGUGGUGCUGUUCUUCCGGGCUCAGAGACUGAGUCAGAACUUGACUGCAGCGGGGAUGGUCAAUAGUCACAGCUACAGCUCCAGAGCCUACUUCUUUGACAAUCCGAGGCGCUACGACAGCGAUGAUGACUUGUCACGGCUUGGGGCCAGAGAAGGAGGCUUGGCCACCCCUCAGUGCUCGGGCUGCUAUGGGUCCCUGGCUGGGAACGACAGCUACGUGGCGGGUCCCCACCUCGGCGGAACCGCUACAGACAGUGCCCCCUUGCUCUUUGCCGCAGGCGGCUCGGAGACGAAUAACCACCAUAGCUCAUGCCCUGCACCACAGAACUGAAGAGGCUGCGAGGUCCCUUUCUUCCCAGAAGUGGCAUUCAUGUAUAGGAUUGUAACCUGGUUUUCUCUUUCCUUCUUCCCCGAAAGCAUCUAACUCAUCGACACAAACAUUCCACUACCUGCUGCAGCCGUGAGCAGGACUGAGCCUACGGCUGCAGGCAGUAAGCGAGAGAACUGUGACUUUAAGGUACCAUGUAGCAAAGUGAAGCUGAACUCUUUGGAAGCUUUUUCUUGGUCUGGUCUUCAAGAUGUUGGCAGCUAAAUGCACCAGAGCUUCCUCACUAGAAAAGAAACAUCAAAUGCAUAUUUGCACUUUUAUCUGCACACUUGGAAGGAACGAAUCUUGCUCGGACCCUGCUUGGUCUGAGACUGUUCUAGUUACUCUUUUAAUUGCACAUCCAUAGCUGGGAGAGGCAGUGUCUUCCUGCAAAGACGUGUUCCGUGAAGUACUCUGCAUCCUGACUCCCUCGGGAGCGUGGGGCUCCCUCGGCCGAGCGCGUUGCGGGCAGGGCCUCCUGCGGUGGAUGUUAAAGCACACCGUGCCCCGUUCACACCCUCUGGGCUGAGCGUGGUCUUGCUCUGACUGCUGGUCCUUGGUUCGCCCGAUUGCUGAACUGCCCUACCUAGGACUGCGGGUUCAAAGCUGAGCUCAAAGCGGAUCCUAGCAGAGGCCUGGGAGGGUGAGAUCAAGUGCUCCUACUGGCAUUGAGGUCACUACCUUGUAACCAACCUGUUAGCUGAUGGUGGAGGAAGAGGGCUGGCUUGAUGGCCGCUGUCACGCGAGGGGGGAGACUUUAUAGGCUGCUGCCUUGUGGGAAAGCUUCGAGCUGGAGCUGGCUCAGUAAGAGCCUGCGUGUGGGAGCACACGUGGCCCCAAGCGUGUGUAAAACCCCAGGGCUGCUUGAAUGGGUGGGUGGGUGGUGAGAGCAGUCCUGCUCCCCCCUCCUCUUCACCCGUGGUGGGGCUCCCCUUUUCCCCUCAGUAUUAAAUUGCAUUUAGCAGAUAACGGUGAGUUUUACCCUGAAGUGAAUGUGAACUGGUGGGGUCCCCAGGGUGGUGCAGGAGGUGUCUGUCUGCAGCUGCUGCGGGGAUCUGGUCCCUUCCUCUGCCCUGCUGUGGGGCAGGACUGUGGGCCUGCGGUCCUCCCACUGCCACAGCAGCUGGGUCAGCAGGGCUUAGUGGUGCACCUGGGCUUUGGGUGUGCUGGGUCAGCCUGGGAGGUUUCUCUGGCU
Messenger RNA from Egretta garzetta (little egret), 2089 nucleotides. RefSeq names its product G protein-coupled receptor 137C (gene GPR137C). The transcript has 6 exons. Bases 1 to 858 code for a protein of 285 amino acids. Gene Ontology annotation, cellular component: lysosomal membrane. Gene Ontology annotation, biological process: positive regulation of TORC1 signaling. The record is from RefSeq and is a predicted model, not a curated record. NCBI's taxonomy places the organism in Eukaryota, Metazoa, Chordata, Aves, Pelecaniformes, Ardeidae.